GAACCGUCAAUGCUCUCAUCAAACUGUUACCAGAAGAAGAGAAAGAUGAAAUAGAUAUUCCUUCAAAAAGUUUCAGUCUUUCCUCCAUUUCUCACAUACCCAUCUCCAAAAAAUCUCAUCUUGAUUCUUCAAUCGGAACAUGUUAAUCAAUUGCUGAUUAACCUUUUCCCUCCCCGUUGAUUUUCAUCCCUGUGAAACCGCCAUGGCCGCGGCUCUGAGGUCAAACACCUCGAGAGAAACCGCUUCUCUCGCACUCUCUCACUUUCGUUACUUCUUCUUCAACCGUCUCCACACCUCCUCGACUCCUCCUCGCAGCAGCCACCGUAACAAGAUCGCGUCUCUCAAGCCUACGGGAGGAGAGCGGCGGUGCUACGCUACGGAGAAGGUGAAAGGUGUAAAGUCUGCUCUUUUGUGCUCGCAAGGAGACCCGCCGGAUCUCUGGCAGCCUCCCGGAGAUGGAGCUUCCUCCCUUCGGCUUAAUACCGGUCGUGUCGGUGGUGGUGGAGGCAGUGCUGGUGUUGGUAACGGAGCAGGGUCGGAUUCGAAGGAGGAUUGUUGGGGUGGGUCUAAUCUUGGGUCUAGCUUUCCGACACCGAAGGAGAUUUGUAAUGGUUUGGACAAGUUCGUGAUUGGUCAGGAGAGAGCCAAAAAGGUACUUUCAGUGGCAGUUUACAAUCACUACAAGAGGAUAUACUACGAAUCCAUACAGAAACGGUCCUCAGGAGAAACCGAUAGCACCGCAGCGAAACCAGCUGAUGAUGAUGAUCUGGUAGAACUGGAGAAGAGUAACAUUCUCCUGAUGGGACCAACUGGCUCAGGGAAGACACUACUUGCGAAAACCUUGGCACGGUUUGUGAAUGUUCCUUUUGUCAUUGCGGAUGCAACCACAUUGACUCAGGCUGGUUAUGUGGGAGAGGACGUAGAAUCUAUAUUAUACAAACUUCUCACAGUCGCAGAUUAUAAUGUUGCAGCUGCACAGCAGGGGAUUGUUUACAUUGAUGAAGUCGACAAGAUAACAAAGAAGGCAGAAAGCCUUAACAUCAGCAGAGAUGUAUCAGGAGAAGGUGUUCAACAAGCAUUGCUUAAAAUGCUGGAAGGAACUAUCGUUAAUGUACCUGAGAAGGGCGCUAGAAAGCACCCUAGAGGCGACAACAUCCAGAUAGACACAAAAGAUAUACUCUUCAUAUGUGGUGGUGCUUUUGUAGACAUCGAAAAGACCAUUUCAGAGAGGCGCCAUGAUUCGUCAAUAGGGUUUGGUGCUCCUGUGCGUGCUAACAUGAGGGCGGGUGGUGUUACAAACGCCGCUGUUGCCUCAAACCUGAUGGAAACUGUGGAAAGCAGUGACCUGAUUGCUUAUGGUUUAAUACCUGAGUUUGUUGGAAGGUUUCCUGUUCUCGUCAGUUUGUCUGCUCUGACCGAGAACCAACUUAUGCAGGUGCUAACGGAGCCCAAGAACGCACUUGGAAAGCAAUACAAGAAGAUGUAUCAGAUGAAUAGUGUGAAGCUGCAUUUCACGGAAACAGCGCUGCGGCUAAUAGCUAGAAAAGCAAUAACGAAAAACACUGGAGCUCGUGGCUUAAGAGCUCUUUUAGAAAGCAUCCUCAUGGACUCUAUGUACGAGAUACCGGACGAGGGUACAGGGAAGGAUAUGAUAGAGGCGGUUGUGGUGGAUGAAGAAGCAGUUGAAGGAGAAGGGCGUAGAGGCUCUGGAGCCAAGAUUCUCCGUGGGAAAGGAGCUUUGGCUCUGUAUCUCUCUGAAACCACUAAGUCCAAGGAUUCUCCUCAGACGACCAAGGAAGGAUCUGAAGGAGAAACUGAGGUGGAGCCGGUUGUAGCCAAUAUGUAAUGUAUCAAUAUACAUCAUCAUCGAUCCAGAACAUCUGGUAAAAUGUAUCUCUCUGUAUGCAUAACUUUUAACGUUCUUUGUACAUAUAUGAAAGAAAGAAAACAAACUUGGAUUAGUAAGUUUAAAAAUAAUACAAGGAUGCACAGUUUCCACUUUGAUAA
Brassica rapa (field mustard) is the source of this 2007-nucleotide messenger RNA. Its product is annotated as CLP protease regulatory subunit CLPX1, mitochondrial. Gene Ontology annotation, molecular function: ATP-dependent protein folding chaperone; ATP hydrolysis activity; ATP binding. Gene Ontology annotation, cellular component: mitochondrial matrix. Gene Ontology annotation, biological process: protein folding. The record is from RefSeq and is a predicted model, not a curated record. Lineage: Eukaryota; Viridiplantae; Streptophyta; Magnoliopsida; Brassicales; Brassicaceae.